Colias croceus (clouded yellow) is the source of this 1471-nucleotide messenger RNA. It is a transcript of the gene Gdap1, whose product is annotated as ganglioside-induced differentiation-associated protein 1. Bases 150 to 1148 code for a protein of 332 amino acids. Gene Ontology annotation, biological process: mitochondrial fission; mitochondrial fusion. The record is from RefSeq and is a predicted model, not a curated record. Gene Ontology annotation, cellular component: mitochondrial outer membrane. The transcript has 6 exons. Lineage: Eukaryota; Metazoa; Arthropoda; Insecta; Lepidoptera; Pieridae.
GUUUUCUUAGGUUGGUACAAUGUGUUUUUAAAUUAUAAUUUCAAACUUGUUAAUUUCUCAUAACUUUAAACUUUGCAAAUUUCAAACUUUUACCAACUCUUUGUUGGUAAGUUAGUUAUAGUACUAGGUAUUUAAAAUAAUUUGUAGAAAUGAAUUUUAUACAAAAGUAUUUUGAGAAUCUACAAAUUUCGAAAAUCGCCACCCCGGUUGCAAAUGGCUAUAAAACAAACAUAUUUCUUUAUUGCAACUACUACAGCUUUUACUCGCAAAAGGUUUUAAUGGCACUUUACGAAAAAAAUAUAGAAUUUGAGCCAUUGCUUAUGGACAUAACAAAAGGAGAACAGUAUUCAUCAUGUUUUUUAGAAGUCAAUCCUCGAGGAGAAAUUCCAGUGCUCAAAGUUAACAAUUCAAUUAUACCUGACUCAACAAGAAUUUUAGACUUCUUGGAAUUUCAUCUUAAUCAAGAAACACCUCCUUUGAUAAAUGUAUCAUCAGACAGCAAGGUAUUAAGCAAUAUAAACAAGUUUCGUGAAAUGAUUGAAGCCUUGCCUGCAGGCCUAAUAACUGUUGGAUCAUUUUUUCAUCCAAAUUUAUGUGGCAGUCCAAAGUUACCAUUUAUCUUACCAGUCAGAGAAGUACUUAAAAGUGGAGAUUUAUCAGGUUCCAAAAAUUUGCGUAAACUAGCAAAAGAAAAUCCUAAAGCUGAGAGGGAAUUGCUAUACAAAGCAGAAAUUCAAGAUAGAAAACACGAAAUAUUAUCGAACGAAGAAGAGUAUUUAAAAGUCUUAAACAUAGUUGAUGAAGUUUUAUCACAAGUAGAACAGCAGCUUACAAAACAAAGUGAAGGUAAUUGGCUGUGCUGUGAACAGUUUAGUAUAGCUGAUAUCAGUUUAGGGGUAUUGUUACAACGUCUUUGGGAAUUGGGUCUAGAGGAAAGAUUCUGGUCGGGUGGCAAACGCCCGCAUAUCGAGAACUACUAUAAUCGAAUCAAAGAACGUGAAUCAUUCAAAAAGACAAUACCAAGUCUACCAAUGCACAUGAAAAUGAUAAUAACAUCACAACCUCCAGCAUAUGUUGGUGCCGCAGGAGCUGUGUCUGUUGGUGUAGUCAUUGCAUUGGCCUAUAUUUUCAAGAAGAUCAUUCAUUAGAAAAUCCCAAAAUACUUGCAGAUGGUAGAGGCAGUGUUUUAGUAGCACAAUCUUGAAUAUGUAGGAAUCUUAAUCAAUUAUUUCUUCAUAGAACUUUAUUAUGUGAUAUAACAAUCAGUAUUAACAAUAUUUUAUUGUAAAUUCAAGUAAUAAUGGUGAAAAAUAAUGUAAAUAAAUUUGUCCCCUUACUGAGUUUGAAGAAGUAGCCUGAAUUUGUUCAAGCUUAAUAUUAUUUUCACUGUUAAUUAUUGAAUAAAAAUAUAAUAAAUAUAUUUACAAUUAAUGUAUUAUUAAUGUAAUAUGAGAUUUUAAUAUAAUAUAUG